This is a messenger RNA of Spodoptera littoralis (African cotton leafworm), 1146 nucleotides long. The record is from the annotation of a GenBank genome assembly. Lineage: Eukaryota; Metazoa; Arthropoda; Insecta; Lepidoptera; Noctuidae.
AUGUCUAUUUGCUUACGUACGAUUUCUCAAAGAAUACUGCCUAUAAAUGGCAUCGUUUCCACCAAAAAUCACUCAAGCCGCUUGUCUAGAAAAAUCCCUCUGCGGACACAAUUUCUGGAAGAAUUCCUACAUCGUCGACGCAUAUCCAGUUGUCAACUUGCGCCAAAAUGUAGCAUGGACAGCAACAUCGACUAUGUCUAUGGUCACGAUGAGGCUGUAAUCAGCAGGCUCACACACCAGGAAUCCACGUCUAUCUAUGAUAAAACAAAGCCUUCGGAUGGAAGCAACUAUUAUGGGGACGAUGUGGAGGUGAAGACCCUGGGACUGACAUCGGAUGAUUACAUAGAGAGGCGAAUGCCUCCGUACACAUUCGAUGUACCAUAUACCAAUAUUAGUGAUAUUGACUUAACUAAAUAUAGUAAUGAUAUAGAACCGACCUGCCUCUCGGAUUUUGAACGUGACGCGAUCGCAUACUGCCGCGGUACCGUAUUGUCGAGUCCUAUAAGCGCACCCGUCGUGGCGCCCAGCCGUGAUGGCAAGCCCAAUGAAGAACAACUCAUGAAAGUGUACUACACUCUCUCAGACACGAUGCCAAAUUUGUUUGUGAAGCCCCUGGACUAUUCCAUCUACCAUCCUAACAUGGUUUUUGUGAACAACAUUAGGGGCACCACAUCUGUAGGUCUAUUCCACUAUGUGAAGCAGGUGGCGCUGCUGCGUACAGUGGGUCACUUGAAGUUUGCCUACGUGAAGCUGGAAGUCAUGAAGAUCACGGCACAUCCUGAGGACUCUUCUGUCAAGAUGAGAUGGCGCAUCAAGGGCAUUUCCGGACUGAAAGUAUUCUUCAUGUUCUGGAAGUACAAGCUGUGGAACAUGAAGGAGGUGUUCCGAGACCAGGAACUUUGGUAUGAUGGAUUCUCCACAUUCUAUGUGGGUGCAGAUGGACUAGUACAGAAACAUGUUGUGGAUAAGGUAAUGCCAGACCAGGACACAAUAAUAGAUGACGAAGAGAAGGCUCCAAUAGCCGCCAAAAUAGCGCUUCUCAUUGGCUUGCUGCCCCGAAACUACCUGUCCGACGUGUCACCCUACUUUAGCGCGUCACCAGGCACCGCCGAUACUACGCCACUACCCUUCAAAGUACUGGAGUAA